CUUCCCAGGCAUUAUGAAAUCCAAGUGAUCUCACCAUCUCUCCCAGCCCCCAGGUAUGCAUGUCCAGAAGGCGUGAGAGAUCAGGAAAGGGGCUCCCAGCUCCCAGUCUGGAGGCUAGUCCCUCAGUCUGAGCCUUCUCUAGGAGUCUCCAUGUAUCUGCUCAGUCCCUCACACCUUGUCCUCCAGCCUAACCCUUCUUGGGGACCCUGCAGCAUCAUGUCCUUGCUUCUCCCUGCCAGUCAAGAGAGCAUCCAGCACCUUGCAGACGGACCGACCUCUCUGCAAUCUCCAGGCACCUCUGCCUGCUCUCUGUCCCCAUGUCCACCCUCCACAGUGUGCAGGAUGUUUUGGGAGGGAUGGGCUGCUCUGACAGCUCCCAUUUUAUCACAAGUAGUGGCUGGAAGACAGUCUGACAAGAAGGAAUGGAUCCAUUCUGCCAAGCAGGGAGGGAGCCCUGCAUCACUCUUCCUCAUCAGUGGUGACAGCUGUGGUCCUGGCAUCAACACAUCUGCCCUUGGCAGGAACCAGCAGCUGGCCAAAUCUGAGAUGCCCAGCUCAGGAUGGGGGAUCAGGCCCUGGGAUGGGUCAGGAGUGGGUAGAACACACUUCCCAGGAGCUGGUGAGCCCUGAAAGCCAUCAGGGACACCUGCAGUCCCCAGGGUUUAUGCUCCUGCAGCGUCUUUCCGGAUGGCCUGAUGCAGUCAGGGAUGAAUGCCAACUGGUACUGGUGACAUGGGGCUGUUCCCUGCCUGCAACAGGUACCUUGUUGUGCAGGUGUGCUGGCAUGGGCUGCCCCAGUGCACCCAGGACCUGACAGGCAGUGUGUGGCUCUGCUGGAAGAGGGGACUGGAGGACAGACACCAAAGCCAAGAUGUCCAUCCCCUACCCCUCAGCCCAGUGUCCCCCUUCUUGGGUUUGUCUCAGGGGGAAAACCAGGCAAAUCCAGCCCAGUCUGGCUCAGCCUGUCUGCAAUAACAGCCCUUCGCCCUGCACCCUCCCCUGCUGCUCCCCCGGGGUCCUGCAGAAAACCAUGGAGCUGGGGGCCACAAGGUGCCCAGGUCCCUAGGGAUGGGCCUGGAGAUCCUGCCUCACUGGUGGGGGCAGGGAUGGCCCCAGGGGGGUCGGGAGCAUUGUGAGGGCCCUGGGAGGGCUGGGAGAUAGUCCUGGAAUGUUAUCAGCCCAUCGUCUCACGGGACUGGGAAGAGCCAUAAAGGGCUGUCCCCUUGCCCUGGACUCAGGCAGCAUUCCAGGAGGGACCUGGAGUGGGCAGCAUGGGACGGCCUCUUACUCCUGGAACUUACCUUCUCCUCUGCUUCCUCGCUCAGCUCACAUCUGCAGCCUCUGACAGGGGACAUGCUGAGAAGUCCCCAAGCUACUGGAAUAAAGGGGCCAGGAGGAGGCUGGAGUUGGCCCUGGCAUUGCAGCCAGCGGGACAGCGGGCCAAAAACAUCAUCCUCUUCAUGGGUGACGGCAUGGGGCUGUCCACCAUGUCGGCCGCUCGGAUCUACAAGGGGCAGCUGGCUGGUGGCUCAGGCGAGGAGAGCAUGUUGGCUAUGGAGACCUUUCCCCACAUGGCCCUGGCCAAGACCUACACCAUCGACCGUCAGGUGCCUGACAGUGCUGGCACAGGCACCGCCUACCUCUGUGGGGUGAAAGCCAAUGCCAAGACUCUGGGGUUGAGUGGGGCAGCCACCUAUGGAAAAUGCCACACCACCUUCGGCAACGAGGUGGACUCCAUCCUGCACCGGGCCAGGCUGGCGGGCAAGUCGGUGGGCAUUGUGACGACCACGCGGGUGCAGCACGCGUCCCCCGGGGCAGCCUACGCCCACUCGGCCAGCCGGAGCUGGUACGCGGAUGCCAACAUGCCCAAGGAGGCACUGCGGGACGGCUGCAAGGACAUCGCCUACCAGCUAGUGCACAACACGGACAUCAACGUGAUCCUGGGCGGCGGAAGGAUGUACAUGACCCCCAAGCGGACUCCGGACCCCGAGUACCCAGAGGACCCAGACCAGAAUGGCACCAGGAAGGAUGGCCGGGACUUGAUUGCCGAGUGGCUGAGUGCCAAGCAGGGUGCCCGCUACGUCUGGGACAAGAAGGGCCUGGAUGAGGUCGAAGAUGACUCCGUGAGCCACCUUAUGGGCCUCUUUGAGCCCAAAGACAUGAGGUACGAGCUGAACCGCAACACAUCCACGGAUCCCUCCAUCGUGGAGAUGACGGAAAAGGCCAUCCGUAUCCUGCGCAGGAACCCCAAUGGCUUCUUCCUCUUUGUGGAAGGUGGCAGGAUCGACCAUGGCCACCACAGCGGGCGGGCCAAGCAGGCGCUGAUGGAGGCCGUCAUGCUGGACCAGGCGGUGGCACGGGCAGGAGAGCUCACCUCCCCCUUGGACACCUUGACUGUGGUGACAGCAGAUCACUCCCACGUCUUCACCUUUGGGGGCAACACACCGCGUGGCAACUCCAUCUUCGGGCUGGCCCCCAAGAAAGCCAAGGACAAGCGAGCCUACACCAGCAUUCUCUACGGCAAUGGUCCUGGCUACAGCAUCCGUGACGGGGGCCGUCGCUGCCAGCCUCCCCGCUGCAGAGGACAAGGACUACAGGCAGCAGGCAGCCGUGCCCCUGGAGACGGAGACUCACAGUGGGGAGGACGUGGUGGUGCUGGCCCAGGGCCCCAUGGCCCACCUCUUCCACGGGGUGCAGGAGCAGCACUACAUUGCCCAUGCCAUGGCCUACGCCGUGUGCCUCGAGCCCUAUGCCACAGAGCCUGGGUGCAGGGCAGCCCGCAGGGCCUCCCACAGCACCCAGUGCUCCCCACAGACCCUGCUCACCCUCCUGGCCCUCUGUGUGUCUGCCCUCAUGGUGGGGGGCUGAGAACCCCUGGCUGAGUCCCUCUGAGGGUCUUGGCAGCCAGAUCACCACUGUGGCCAGAACCAAGGGAUGCAAUAAAACACAUGUUGUUUGUCUCA
Molecule: messenger RNA, 2963 nt
Organism: Pseudopipra pipra
Lineage: Eukaryota; Metazoa; Chordata; Aves; Passeriformes; Pipridae
Product: intestinal-type alkaline phosphatase-like
Biological process (GO): dephosphorylation
Cellular component (GO): plasma membrane
Molecular function (GO): alkaline phosphatase activity
Source: RefSeq, a predicted model, not a curated record